CUUGAUUAAACCUACUUAAUCUCAAUAAUAAAAACCAAGAUUAUUCAUUGGUUUAAUUUUUCUUUCAGGUUUGUAUUUGGGUAAACCAAUAUAGUGAAGGUGAAUAAUCGGGAUAACGGGAUAAAUCAUUUAAUUCUGUCACUCGAACCGAACGCUGGUACGCGUAAAUGAAUUUCGUUUAAUCGAACCGGUCUGUCUGGGUUCGUUGCUGUUUUAAGAAAAAAAAAGGGAAUGUUGUAAGUUAAUUAAUUGUUAAUUACAGAUUAGUAGCGGGUUUAACUUAAAAAAAGGAAAUAGUGAAAGUGAAAUCAUUUAUUUACCAACCGACCGACGGAGCCUAUAAAUACCAGAGAGAAAGAGAGUGUUGUUAUACUUUCGCUAUCUUCUUAAUCUUCCGCGCUUACACAACAGAAACUCUCUCUCGACUCUUGUCUCAAUUAGGGUUUCGUUUGUUCGUGGAAAAAAAGAAAAGAAUGGUGAAAGGAGGUACGAAGAGGAAGCCUGAGAUGAAGAAGAUCACAAACAAAGCUUCGCGUGCCACAACUUUUUCGAAACGCAGAGACGGUCUCUACAGUAAAGCGGCUCAGCUUUGUGUUCUCUCCGACGCUCAAAUCGCUAUCUUAGCGACACCGUCUUCUUCGAACUCCAACGCUUCUUUCUUCUCGUUUGGUCACUUCUCCGUUGAGUCCGUCGUCUCGGCUUAUCUCUCCGGACAGAGACUUACUCCUGUUUCAUCAUCGCGUGACACGAGAGAAGACCUCGGUAUAUGCAUGGCUCGCAAGGAUCUAGGGUUAGGGUUUUGGUGGGAGGACGACAAGCUUGUCAACUCGAAGAAUCCGAAAGAGCUUAUGGAAGCGAUGGAGUCCAUGGAAGUACUAAUGAGCCAUCUCAAGCGAUUGGAGGAUCAAACCCUAACAACAACGGUCGACGAGGACAAGGUUGAGAUUUCACCUGACUUGGAUGAAUGGAGUGAUAUGGACCUUAAUCAACUCCUCGAAGACUGUGAUGAUGUACCAGUACCACCACCUGUUGUUUGCAACACUGACAAAGAAGAGGGUCAGAACGUAUCUGAGAAAACCUGCAACAACAACAGCAACUCUGUCUCAUCAUCAUUACCGGCUGCAGCUGAAAAAAGCUUGGAAGAAGCGACGAUGGAUCUUGAUUUCGAUAGUAUUUUUGAAGGUCUGAUAUCCUAUGAUGAUGAGGAUCUCUUCUGGUCUGAUGAGUUAUUGUCCAUGUAAUUUUGAGGAGUGUACGUUCGGUUUGUACUCGAUCAGUUUCUCUCAUAUUAGAGAAAAUUGAUCGAACUCAUACCGGUUUGGAUUGUGUCUCGAUGAUGUAUUAAUCAAGUGUAAUAAAUGUUUUUCAUGUAAGUAAAAUUUAAGGCUGUGUACUUCUUCUUGUUAUGUUUUUGGUAAUUUGUUCUGACAUAUAUUCUUUGCAAACGUUUUGUUACUUCUGGUAAGUGGUAAUGAUCUCUGCUCGACGUUUUAUAAACAAAACAUACAUUAGGGACAUUCAUUAUUUCUCUUUUUUUUUUAGCAACAGGGACAUUCAUUAUUACUCAGCAGUUAAUUUGAAGUAUAUUGUGUAUACAUGUCAUAAUAACAUCGUUUGUUGUCUCAAAAACACUUGUCAACAUCAAUAAAUAAACUAUUUAUUAUAUUGAUAUCAUUGCUACAAAAUAUAUAUACACAAAA
Messenger RNA from Brassica napus (rape), 1700 nucleotides. Its product is annotated as agamous-like MADS-box protein AGL97. The transcript has a single exon. Gene Ontology annotation, biological process: regulation of transcription by RNA polymerase II. Lineage: Eukaryota; Viridiplantae; Streptophyta; Magnoliopsida; Brassicales; Brassicaceae. The record is from RefSeq and is a predicted model, not a curated record. Gene Ontology annotation, molecular function: DNA-binding transcription factor activity, RNA polymerase II-specific; protein dimerization activity; RNA polymerase II cis-regulatory region sequence-specific DNA binding. The coding region runs from base 474 to 1241 and encodes 255 amino acids.